Messenger RNA from Fusarium mangiferae, 1314 nucleotides. RefSeq lists its product as uncharacterized. The record is from RefSeq and is a predicted model, not a curated record. Lineage: Eukaryota; Fungi; Ascomycota; Sordariomycetes; Hypocreales; Nectriaceae. Bases 1 to 1314 code for a protein of 437 amino acids. The transcript is spliced from 2 exons.
AUGGUCUCUUUUUACCAACUUAAAGUAGUUCUUCUUGACCUUUUAGUGAGGAAGUCCCAGGCCAAUCUUCUUGGUGACGCACAUUUGUUGAAGAGAUACACCCAAGCUUAUGAACUGCCAUCAGCUGCCACUCAUUUGACUAGCAGGACCCUUCCAGGCAAUACUACUAGCAUUGGCACUUCUCUUCAUAUUCUCCUCCCAACUCCAACGCGCCAACUGGUUGACGAAAGUACGCUUCACUCUCUUGACUCUUUCGAGAGUACUGGUAUCGAUCCCAAUACCGGUACUGAAGGAAGUAUUGAUCAUGCCACCUCUGAAGCUCUCAGUCUCUCUCCUGGGAGCAUUCCUGCCCCGCCAUUAGGAGGAGGCACUUCUGCAACUUCUAGUGGAAUUGACUGGACAGCAUUGCUUCCCGACACUCCCACCACUCAGGAGCUUCUCUUCAGCAAGACGCAUCCGCUGACUGGACAAGACCCGACUGCCAUUGAGCCUUCCAUGGGGGCCACGCCUGGUGUUAACACAUCCUUCCAUGCUCGUAGCACCACGGCUACUUUGCCAGCCAUUGACACCGCAAUUCAACAAAUUUCAACCACUUCGCCAAAUCCCUCUGUCGUGUCGCCCGAAACCUCUGAAAUUUCACGGUCCCAGGAACUCGGUACAGCUAUCGACACGGACAACCCUCCUAGUGAAACAUCGCUGUUAACGACACUUUACGAAGGACCAACUGGCACAUACGAUCCAACAUCUACUGCAGUUCAAACUCAGGAUGAGCCGGGCAGUACAAUUCCAUCCACUGAGGCCUUGACCGCCGACGGAAGCUUCUCAGACCCUCGAGAGUUCUCAGCCGGGAAUGGCAUCCAGCACAGCGAAUUUAGAAAGCCUAACGAGCAACCAACAAGAACAAGUACCGUGCCAUCUUCAGAGGUUGCCUUGGCGAAUAGCAUUGUCACAGGCACAGACGGCACAGUAGCCACAUAUGUCCCUGAGCAAAACAAAGAUUACAUUUCAUUCACUGGUACGACCACCACCACAGAUGAUAAUGGUGCCGCUAUUGUCAUCUUUCCCUUUGGAUGGUUUUGGAAGUUGUAUGGUGUUCCUGGAGGUGGUGACGCGGCCAAGCCUCCUGCCCCGACUGCCAAGCCUGUCCCGGAGAAAGAGCCCGGUGACAAGAACGAGGACGAUAAUGAUACUGGCGAUGAUGGCGCCUCGACUAAAGAAGAUGAAAAGUCUACAAUGGUGUCUACGAUACUGUCAACUACGCAAGGGCCUACCUCGGCCUCCACCACUACCAGGGUUUUCCAAAAUACUAAUUAG